CACAGAUCCGCACCCGUACCCGCACCGACACCCGCAUCCACCAGCAGUCGCGCGUCGCGCGCUCGGCGCCUUUCCCCGUUCCCCCCGUUCCCCCCGUCCGCCAGAGCGUUCCGAGGGUUCCACACACCCCCCCGCGGUCCGCAAUGUCGGACGACGACUUUUCGGCCAACGCCGGGGCCGGGACCACCGGCAGGACCGCGACCGCCCCGGGCAAGCAUCGCGGCCCGCGCUUCACCUGGACCCCCCAGUUCGAGGCCACCUUCUUCCGGUCCCUGUGCGAGUCCGUCUCGCUCGGCCUGCGCGAUGGCAGCACCUUCAAGCCCGAGGCCUGGGAGCGCGCCAUGCAGGCCCUCAUCGAGAAGCACAGCGCCUACGCCAACAAGAGCCAUCUGAUCAACAAGACCGACAACGCCCGGAAGAAGUACCGCCUGUGGCGCGGCCUGCGCGAGGACCCCGAGUUCUACUACAACGUGCAGACCCGGACCGUGACGGCCACCGAAGAAGCUUGGGCGCGCCAUCUCCAGAAAGAGCCCCUCGCUCGCUCCCUCCGCGCGCGCCCGUUCGAGCACGAAGAAUACUACGAGAUCCUCUUUCCCGACGUUAUUGGCUCCGGCGGCGCUCCGAAGCGUCUCACCAAGCCGCGCAAAAAGAACACCGAAACGAUGAACGGGGGCGACGAGUCUGAGGCGCCGAACAACGCCAUCAUGGAUCUGCUCACCGACACGGCCUACAUCAACCCCAGCCAAACGCACAUGCCCCCGGCCUUGCCGCCCGCCCCCAUGCCGACGCCGAUGGCCGCCCACCCUCCGCAGCCUCAACAGCUGACGCGCGGUCCCACGACCUCGAUGCCGCCGCCGCCACCCCCGCGGUCAUCCGUCUCCUCCGCCUCGGCGCUGACCCCGCCCGAAGAGAAUGCCCUCCAAACACGCAAGCGCCUGCAGGCGCCUGAGAGUAAUCCCAACGCGCCAGGCCAACCACCCGAUAAGCGGCGCCGUACGGCGGCUCCGGGCUACCUCGACCUGUCACAGCAGAAACAGCAACAGCAACAACAGCAGCAGCAGCAGCAGCAGCAGCAACAGCAGCAGCAACAACACCACCAACAACAACCGCAAGCACAACAAGCCUCGCACGCCGCCGGCACCGCAGGCGGCCCUUCAUCCACUCCGACAUCCGCAUCGACCUCUGCCCUGCCAACGGCCAGCGGCAGCACCACAACCAGCGCCGCCGGCGCCGCCGCAACAGCCGGCCCAGCAACCGCGGCGGCGGCCGCCGCCCUCACCGAAACGCUGCACCACCUCCUGUCCGCCGCCGCGGCCGCGGUGGCCGCCGGCGGCGGCGCCCCGCCGCGCGGAGCCGGCAAGCCGGCGCCGGGCUGGCAGGAGCAGGCGAUGGACCUGUUCUUCCGCGACUUCGCGGGCGAGGACAUGGACCUGCAGCUCAAGAUCGCCGAGAAGGUGCUGACGGACGAGAACAAGGCCAUGGUGUUCUGCAAGAUGCCCGACGCGCUGCGCCGCCACUGGGUCAAGCGCCUGCGCGAGGUGCAUAAUCGGAUUGUGUAG
Thermothielavioides terrestris NRRL 8126 is the source of this 1559-nucleotide messenger RNA. RefSeq lists its product as uncharacterized. The coding region runs from base 144 to 1559 and encodes 471 amino acids. NCBI's taxonomy places the organism in Eukaryota, Fungi, Ascomycota, Sordariomycetes, Sordariales, Chaetomiaceae. The record is from RefSeq and is a predicted model, not a curated record. The transcript has 2 exons.